AUGAUUGAGUUAGAUGAAAGAGAUAUACCUAUAAUACCAGGUAAUAAAUUAGAUGAAAUUGAAGCUAAAGAAUUAAGAUUAAUGGUUGCUGAAUUACUCGGUAGAAGACAACUGAAUUUUCCUGGUUCUCAACCUAUUUCAUUUGAAAGAAGACAUAUUCAAGAACAAUUAAUGUUGAAAGAUUAUUUUGUGUGUGAAAAAACAGAUGGUUUAAGAUGUUUAUUAUUCCUUAUUAAUGAUCCAAUUAAAGGUGAAGGUGUAUUUUUAAUUACUCGUGAGAAUGAUUAUUAUUAUAUUCCAAAUAUUCAUUUCCCCUUAGUGAUUAAUGAAAAUAUGAAUAAACCAACUUAUCAUCAUGGUACCUUAUUAGAUGGUGAAUUAGUGUUAGAAAAUAAAAAUAUAUCUGAACCAUAUUUACGUUAUGUCAUAUUUGAUUCUUUGGUAAUUAAUGGUAAAUGUAUAACUGAUAGACCACUACCGAAAAGAUUAGGUUAUAUUACUGAGAAUGUUAUGAAACCUUAUGAUUCAUUUAAAUUAAAACAUCAAGAAAUUGUAAAUGCUCCAAAUUAUCCAUUUAAAGUGGGAUUUAAAAUAAUGCUUACUUCUUAUCAUGCACCUGAUGUAUUGGAUGCAAUGGAUAAAUUAUUUCAUAGUUCAGAUGGGUUGAUUUAUACUUGUGCUGAAACUCCAUACGUAUUUGGAACUGAUUCAACUUUACUUAAAUGGAAACCUGCUAAUGAAAAUACUAUAGAUUUUCAAAUUGAAUUUGUAUUUAAUAAAUUUCAAGAUCCUGAUUUGGAUGAAAGAGAUCCAAGUUCAACUUAUAUAGAUUUUGAUUCAAAACCAGAUCUUAUAAAAUUACGAGUAUGGCAGGGGUCAAAUGUACAUACUGAUUUUGCAAAAUUGAAUCUUUCAGAUGAAGAUUGGGAAAAAUUAAAAGAUUUAAAUGAACCACUACAAGGUAGAGUAGUAGAAUGUAAACAAUCAAAAGAAAAGAAAGGUUAUUGGGAGAUAUUAAGGUUUAGAAAUGAUAAAAGUAAUGGUAAUCAUAUAUCUGUAGUUGAAAGAAUAUUAUUAAGUAUAAAAGAUGGUGUUAAAGAAGAAGAAAUUCGAGAUAAUUGUGAUGCAAUAAAUAAAGCAUGGAAGAAAAGAGAAUAUGAAAGAAGAAUGAGGCAUUCUAAUGGUGGAACACAACCACAACAACCACCUAAACAACAUCAACAACCACCAAUUGAAGAUCAACAACCACCUAAAAAGAAACAAAAACAAGAACAACCUAAAUUAGAAGAUAUACCUACAUAUGAAGAAAGUGAUGAGGAUUAA
This is a messenger RNA of Insectozyma verbasci, 1323 nucleotides long. Lineage: Eukaryota; Fungi; Ascomycota; Pichiomycetes; Serinales; Debaryomycetaceae. The record is from the annotation of a GenBank genome assembly.